Chlorella variabilis is the source of this 675-nucleotide messenger RNA. RefSeq lists its product as hypothetical. The transcript has 2 exons. Lineage: Eukaryota; Viridiplantae; Chlorophyta; Trebouxiophyceae; Chlorellales; Chlorellaceae. The record is from RefSeq and is a predicted model, not a curated record. Gene Ontology annotation, molecular function: protein binding. Bases 1 to 675 code for a protein of 224 amino acids.
AUGGCACUGGCAGACACGCUCGAUCAAGCAGCUAGAAAGGGCGACGAGGCGGCGGUGCGGCAGCUGCUGGCAGAAGGUGUCAGGCCGGAUCAAGCCACCGCGUACGGCUGGCUGCCGCUUCACUUUGCCAGCUUUAAUGGCCACCAGCGGGUGGCGAGGCUGCUGCUGGAGGCUGCCCCAGACACAGCCUUGGCAGUGGAUGAUUACGGCUGGACACCGCUGCACCAUUUGGGUUACCGUGGGGACAUUGAAGUGUUGAAGCUGCUGCUGUUGGCGGCACCGGCAGCAGCCACAGUGCUCGACGCGAAGAAGUGGGCCCCCAUCCACCACGCCGCCUAUCGCAGCAAUGCAGCAUCCGUGCAGCUGCUGCUGGAGGCAGCACCAGAGGUGGCUUUUGCGUUGGAUGAUUUUGGCCGCACACCGCUGCACCUUGUGCUGCUCUACGCCAACCACCGUAUGACAGAGCAAGUCGUGGAGACGGCCCGCUGCUUGUUGCGGGCGGCGCCAGCGCGCUCGACGGCCGAGGCGGGGUGGCUGGUGGGGCGGCUGGGGAAGGACCAGCGCAAGCGGCUGCGAGCAGCAGCACUCAGCCUGGUGCGCGCGCAGCACAGCAGUGCAGUGCUGCCGGCAGAGCUGAGCGGGCACAUCCUGGCGCUGUGCCUGCUGGACGCCUGA